AUGGAUUACCAAAACCGAGCAGGUUCCAAAUUCGGCGGCGGAGGCGUAGCCUCCCACUCUGCCACAAACGCCGACCGUCGCGAACGCCUCCGCAAACUCGCCCUCGAAACCAUCGAUCUUGACAAAGAUCCCUACUUCUUCAAAAACCACGUCGGCAGUUUCGAGUGCCGCUUGUGCCUGACAGUCCACCAGAAUGAUGGCUCCUACCUUGCCCACACACAGGGCCGCAAGCAUCAAACGAACCUGGCCCGCCGCGCGGCGCGUGAGCAGCGCGAGGGCAAGAAUCAGGACCCUUCGUCGUUACCGGGGGCCAUGGGAGUGCAGGUGAAGAAGCAGACGAUUAAGAUUGGGCGGCCAGGGUAUAAGAUUACGAAGGUGCAGGACCCGUUGACGAGGCAGGUUGGGCUGUUGUUUCAAUUGCAGUAUCAGGAGAUUACGCCCGGGGUUGCGCCGAGGGUAAGGUUUAUGUCUGCGUUUGAGCAAAAGGUUGAGGACCCGCCGGAUAAGAACUUCCAGUAUUUGGUUGUGGCUGCGGAGCCGUAUCAAACUUGUGGGUUUAAAUUACAGGCGAGGGAGAUUGAUCGCAGGGAUGGGAGGUUUUGGACUUGGUUUGAUGAGGAUAGUAAGGAGUUUUGGGUCCAGAUUAUGUUCAAGACGGAGCGUGAGGAGAGGUUCAGUGGUGUUCCUGGUCUGGCACCCAUGGGACGGACCUAG
Molecule: messenger RNA, 714 nt
Organism: Aspergillus ruber CBS 135680
Lineage: Eukaryota; Fungi; Ascomycota; Eurotiomycetes; Eurotiales; Aspergillaceae
Product: spliceosome assembly protein PRP11
Exons: 2
Coding region: 1-714 (237 amino acids)
Biological process (GO): spliceosomal complex assembly
Cellular component (GO): U2 snRNP; nucleus; catalytic step 2 spliceosome
Molecular function (GO): zinc ion binding; nucleic acid binding
Source: RefSeq, a predicted model, not a curated record